UUGCUGCCGGCCGAUGGUAUCCUGAUCCAAGGCAACGAUCUGAAGAUAGACGAGAGCUCCCUCACAGGAGAGUCUGACCACGUACGCAAAUCUGUGGAGAAGGACCCCAUGCUGCUCUCAGGUACCCACGUGAUGGAGGGCUCGGGUCGGAUGCUGGUGACAGCUGUAGGUGUCAACUCACAGACAGGAAUCAUCUUCACCCUGCUGGGAGCUGGAGAGGUGGAGGAAGAUGGCAAAGAGAAGAAGGAGGACAGUACUCAGUUGCUCAUCUCCGCAGAUGCCAGUUACAGCACAGUCACCAAUGGAAAACAACCUGACGGAGCAGUGGAGAACAAUCAGAACAAAGCCAAGAAGACGGACGGGGGUGUUGCCAUGGAAAUGCAACCCCUGAAGAGUGCGGAGGGAGGCGAGGUGGAGGACAGAGAGAAGAAGAAGACCAAUGUUCCGAAGAAAGAAAAGAGCGUCCUGCAGGGCAAACUCACCAAACUGGCUGUUCAGAUCGGCAAAGCAGGUUUGGUGAUGUCGGCCAUCACCGUCAUCAUUCUGGUGCUGUACUUUGUCAUCAACACAUUUGUCGUUGAAGGUCGCACAUGGAUGACAGAGUGCACUCCGGUCUACAUCCAGUACUUUGUCAAGUUCUUCAUCAUCGGAGUCACUGUGCUGGUGGUGGCCGUCCCAGAGGGUUUACCGCUCGCUGUCACCAUCUCUCUGGCCUAUUCUGUCAAGAAAAUGAUGAAAGACAACAACCUUGUGCGGCAUCUGGAUGCUUGCGAGACCAUGGGCAACGCCACGGCCAUCUGCUCCGACAAGACCGGCACCCUCACCACCAACCGCAUGACUGUAGUACAGACUUACGUCGGUGAUGUGCACCACCGUGUGAUCCCAGACCCUGGACAGCUCAACCCCCGGACACUGGAUCUGUUAGUCAACGCUAUUGCCAUCAACAGCGCCUACACCUCCAAGAUCUUACCGCCUGAUGUGGAGGGGGGUCUGGCUAAGCAGGUGGGCAACAAGACAGAGUGUGGCCUGCUGGGAUUUGUAUUAGACCUCCAGCAGGACUACAGUCCUGUCAGAGAGCAGAUACCCGAGGAGAGACUGUACAAGGUGUAUACAUUCAACUCAGUGCGUAAAUCCAUGAGUACAGUGAUCAAGCUGCCCGACGGUUCCUUCCGCCUCUACAGCAAAGGAGCCUCUGAGAUCAUGCUGAAGAAGUGUUCCUAUGUCCUGGAUGCCAAUGGAGAACCGCGCAGUUUCCGCCCACGUGACCGAGAUGAGAUGGUCAAACAGGUGAUUGAGCCAAUGGCAUGUGAGGGGUUGAGGACCAUCUGCAUUGCGUACCGUGACCUGCCGUCCAAUCCGGAGCCAGACUGGGAGAACGAGGCAGAAAUAGUGACAGAGCUGACCUGUAUCACUGUGGUUGGGAUAGAGGACCCUGUGCGGCCUGAGGUGCCUGAGGCCAUCCGUAAGUGUCAGCGUGCAGGCAUCACAGUGCGAAUGGUGACUGGUGAUAACAUUAACACAGCCCGGGCCAUCGCUGCUAAAUGUGGCAUCAUCCACCCUGGAGACGACUUUAUCUGUCUUGAAGGCAAAGACUUUAACCGACGAAUCAGGAACGAGAAAGGAGAGAUUGAACAGGAACGUAUCGACAAAAUCUGGCCCAAACUGCGCGUGCUGGCUCGAUCCUCGCCAACCGACAAACACACACUGGUUAAAGGCAUCAUCGACAGCAGCGUUAUAGAACAGAGGCAGGUUGUCGCAGUAACAGGAGACGGAACUAAUGAUGGACCUGCUUUGAAAAAGGCUGAUGUGGGCUUUGCCAUGGGUAUUGCAGGCACAGACGUGGCUAAAGAGGCGUCUGACAUCAUCCUGACCGAUGACAACUUCAGCAGCAUCGUCAAGGCGGUGAUGUGGGGACGAAAUGUCUACGAUAGCAUCUCCAAGUUCCUCCAGUUCCAGCUCACGGUCAACGUAGUGGCUGUCAUUGUGGCCUUUACUGGGGCCUGCAUCACUCAGGACUCUCCUCUGAAGGCGGUGCAGAUGCUGUGGGUGAAUUUGAUCAUGGAUACGUUCGCCUCUCUGGCACUGGCUACUGAGCCCCCCACCGAGGCCCUGUUGCUACGGAAACCUUACGGCCGGAACAACCCGCUCAUCUCGCUGACCAUGAUGAAGAACAUCCUGGGCCAUGGAGUGUACCAGCUGGUCAUCAUCUUCACCCUGCUGUUCAUAGGCGAGCGCAUGUUUAACAUCGACAGCGGUCGCAACGCUCCGCUCCACUCCCCUCCCUCCGAGCACUACACCAUCAUCUUCAACACCUUUGUGCUAAUGCAGCUUUUCAACGAGAUCAACGCUCGCAAGAUCCACGGAGAGAGAAACGUCUUUGAUGGCAUAUUUGCUAACCCUAUCUUCUGCUCCAUCGUUCUGGGAACCUUCGCUGUGCAGAUCGUGAUCGUGCAGUGGGGAGGGAAGCCCUUCAGCUGUGCCCCUCUCAACGUGGAGCAGUGGCUCUGGUGUCUGUUCGUGGGAGUUGGAGAGCUGCUCUGGGGGCAGGUCAUCGCGACGGUGCCGACAGAGCGGCUGCCAUGUCUGAAGGAGGCGGGUCUGGGCCUGGAGCCCGGCGAGGAGGAAGGAGAGGAGCUGGCGGAGGACGAGGAGGAGAUUGACUGUGCCGAGAGAGAGCUACGCCGGGGACAGAUCCUGUGGUUCAGAGGCCUCAACCGUAUCCAGACCCAGAUGCGAGUGGUGAAAGCAUUCCGUAGUUCGCUGUAUGAGGGCCGGGAGAAACCGGAAUCCCGCAACUCCAUCCACAACUUCAUGGCCCACCCAGAGUUCCUCAUCAAUGACCUCAUCCACAACAUCCCGCUGAUCGACGACACUGACGUGGACGACGAAUCAGAGCUCAGCAGAUACCAGCACCUGCACCCGGCCCUCCGCAAGCCGCCGCCCCCUCCCGCCCAGCCCCCGGCCCGCACCCGUCCCACCCGCCCUUACCGCCAGUACAGCCUCCCGGUGACCCCGUGCAACCGAAACAACAACAACAACAGCAGCAGCAGCAGCAGCAGCAGCAGCAUCAACUCAAUGGUCACCCACGGCAACAAAAGCAACAACCGGAGCCCCCACCAUCACCACCACCACCACCAACAGCACCACCACCACAACCAUCAUGGCAGGGACCGGCCGGUGAAACCCUCCGCCCCUCACCUGGCCCAUCUCUACUGUGUGGAGACCUCCUUAUAA
Molecule: messenger RNA, 3234 nt
Organism: Stegastes partitus (bicolor damselfish)
Lineage: Eukaryota; Metazoa; Chordata; Actinopteri; Pomacentridae
Product: plasma membrane calcium-transporting ATPase 3-like
Exons: 22
Biological process (GO): regulation of cytosolic calcium ion concentration; calcium ion transmembrane transport
Cellular component (GO): intracellular membrane-bounded organelle; plasma membrane
Molecular function (GO): ATP binding; P-type calcium transporter activity; PDZ domain binding
Source: RefSeq, a predicted model, not a curated record